Molecule: messenger RNA, 975 nt
Organism: Coniophora puteana RWD-64-598 SS2
Lineage: Eukaryota; Fungi; Basidiomycota; Agaricomycetes; Boletales; Coniophoraceae
Product: taurine catabolism dioxygenase TauD TfdA
Exons: 7
Coding region: 1-975 (324 amino acids)
Cellular component (GO): cytoplasm
Molecular function (GO): 2-oxoglutarate-dependent dioxygenase activity
Source: RefSeq, a predicted model, not a curated record
AUGGCCACCUCUCUCGCAGGCUCACUUGCCCAGUUCACCCACUACGAUGUCACGAGCCAUAUCGGCACGCGCUUCCCCGACUCCAAAGUGCAGCUCUCUGAGCUCAUGCAGUCCGAGAAGGCGGACGAGUACGUCCGCGACCUCGCCAAGCUCGUCUCCGAGCGCGGAGUAGUCUACUUCUCGAGCCAGGACCUUAACGUCCAGGACCAACUCACGCUCGCGCAGCGCAUGGGCGAGCUCACUGGCAAGCCGUCCGACUCAAAGCUGCACAAGCACCCCAUCUCAGAGGAGACCCCCGAGCUUGGUGCCGAAGUGUCUGUCAUUUCCGGCAUCUCCCGUGCCGGCCUCCAGAUGGGCAGGCGCGCCAGCGCGGGCUGGCAUGCCGAUAUCACCUUCGAGCGCGUGCCUUCAGACUAUGCGAUCCUCAAAAUGCACACACUUCCCAAGGUCGGCGGUGACACUUUGUGGGCUUGUGGUUACGAGGCAUACGAUCGUCUGUCCCCUGCCAUGAAGAAGUUCCUCGAGGGUUUGACCGCCGUGCACAACGCUCAGUUCUUCGUUGACAUGGCCAAGGCCAUGGGCCACCCAAUCCAGGAUAACCGCGGCUCGCCCGAGAACAACGGAGGUGACCUGACAGCUGUCCACCCGGUCAUCCGCACGCACCCUGUGACGGGCUACAAGACACUCUUCGUCAACAAGACAUUCACUAAGCGAAUCAUUGAGCUCACACCCGAAGAGUCCGAUGCGCUGCUCGACUACCUCUUCCGCCACAUCUCGGAGAACCAUGACCUCCAGGUCCGUUAUCGCUGGGAGAUGAACGACAUCGCGCUCUGGGACAACCGCUGCACAUUCCACACGGCCACCAACGACUACGCAGAUGACCGUGCAGGCCAGCGCGCCGUCGGCGUCGGCGAGAAGCCCUACUUCGACGCUGCAUCGAAGUCGCGCCGCGAGGCGCUCGGCAUCACCUUCUGA